Molecule: messenger RNA, 1646 nt
Organism: Loxodonta africana (African savanna elephant)
Lineage: Eukaryota; Metazoa; Chordata; Mammalia; Proboscidea; Elephantidae
Product: olfactory receptor 7A10-like
Exons: 1
Coding region: 882-1646 (254 amino acids)
Biological process (GO): G protein-coupled receptor signaling pathway
Cellular component (GO): plasma membrane
Molecular function (GO): olfactory receptor activity; G protein-coupled receptor activity
Source: RefSeq, a predicted model, not a curated record
GAAAGAAGAAGGCCACGUGAAGAUGGAGACAGAGACUGGAGUGACGUGUCUACAAGCCAAGGAACACCAAGGAUUGCUGGCAACCACCAGAAGCCAGGAGGGAGCCUUCAGAAGGAACCAAUCCUACUGACACCUUGAUUUUGUACUCCAGGCCUCCUGAACUGUGAGAGAAUCAAUUUCUGUGGUUUUAAGUCACCCAGUUUGGGGUAAUUUGUGAGCUAGGAAAAAUUACCUAGGUAAUUUGGCAUUCCUGGGAAAGUAAUACAACUGGGAACUUGUUAUAAUCAGAUUCUGAUUCAGUAGGGGCAGCCUACUGAUUCUGCAUUUCUAACAAGCUUUCAGGUGAGGCUGAUGCUUCUAGUCCAUGGAUGACACUCUGAGGAGAAAGGAGCAAGGUGAUUCUAUCUCAGAGAAAUGUAUGGGGAGAGAGUGCUGGCUUUAUAAGGUAGGUUAUGAUUAGGGGUUAAUUUGCUAACUUGGAAGGCGGUCAGUGGUAGAAAGAAUAGCUGCAUUUUUAAUACUCUGAAUAUUCAGCUGAACAUGAUCCACUGACAAAAUACAGGGUUUUAUUUAUUUUAUGUGUAAAAUACAAUUCUUGUAUUUAUGUUUAUUAUGUGAAAAUUAUCAUCUGUCAUAGUGCUGUUGGUUGGUGAUGCCUAUUUGUUUGUAAAGUAUUCUUCCUGUUUCUUGACAGUCACACCAGCUACAUGGAACUAGAAAACCAAACACAGAUUUCAGAAUUUAUUCUUCUUGGACUCUCAGAAGAGGAAGAACUCCAGCCUUUUCUUCUUGGCCUGUUCCUGUCUAUGUAAUAGGUCACCUUUACUGGGAACCUUCUCAUCAUCUUGAUCAUCAUUACUGGCUCCCACCUUCACACUCCCAUGUAUUUCUUCCUCUCCAACCUGUCCUUCAUAAAUGUAUGUUUCUUCUCCACCACUGUCCCAAAGAUGCUGCUGAACAUCCACACCCAUAACAAAGCCAUCACCUAUCAAGGCUGCCUAACUCAUAUGUAUUUUUUCACUCUUUUUGCAGAGUUGGAUGUUUUUCUCCUUUCUAUAAUGGCUUAUGACCGGUUUGUGGCCAUCUGUCACCCACUGCACUACACAGUCUUCAUGAAUCCCAGGCUCUGUGGCUUGCUGCUGCUGCUUUCCUGGAUAUUAAGUGUCUUGGAUUCUCUGCUACGCAAUUUACUGAUAUUGAGAUUGUCCUUCUGUACUAACUUGGAGAUUCCCCUCUUCUUCUGUGAAAUCAAUCAGGUUAUCCAACUUGCCUGUUCUCACACCCUCCUCAAUAUCAUAGAGAAGUAUUUUGCUACUGUGGUGAUGGGCAUUAUUCCCCUCGCUGGCAUCACAUUUUCUUAUUCUCAGAUUGUCUCUUCCAUACUGAGAAUUACAUCAGCAAGGGGGAAAUAUAAGGCAUUUUCCACUUGUGGGUCUCAUCUUUCAGUUGUUUCCUUGUUUUAUGGUACAGGUCUUGCGGUCUACCUCAGUUCUACCACUAUCCAAAAUUUCAGGGCCAGUGCAAUAGCCUCAGUGAUGUACACCAUAGUCACACCCAUGCUGAAUCCCUUUAUCUACAGCCUGAGGAACAAGGACAUAAAAAGGGUACUGAAAAGUCUUGUUGGGAUUGUCACUUUAAAUGAAUGA